AUGCUAAGGAAUUCGCUCAAGAUCAGAUUGCAAUGCCGGUGCAAGAAAAUCCAGUCAAGGCAUCAGGCAACGGUUGCAAGUUCUCCAGUGGCGAUGUACAAUCACCUCAUACAUCCCUUGAGAGAUGAGUUUAACAGUGUGCGGCCGGUGGCGGGGAAAUCGCCGCACAGGAUCUUGAGCUCAUCGUAUUUGGAUUUGCAGCGGGACAAGUACCAUGUGCCGGAGCUUGAGAAGCACCGGUAUUUCACCUCAAGUCUGGACGAAGUCAUCCGGCAACCGUAUGAACGAGAGGUGAUAUACUUGAAAACCAUGCUCGAGUCCUUUGCGUCAGAGUCGUAUCUAGAAAGAGCCUACGAAAUUUUCCAUUCCUUGUCCAACCUAGUCAACUCCAAAGAGCUCACACGAAUCGGAAACAGGACGUUGGAAAUUAUAUCCAAUGAUAGCAGCCUAGGCGCGAGCGAUUUAGACAAAAUCAUCAACCACAUGACCGAGUUUUGCCGGUUUAGUCCAGACGAAAGGACCCAAGCGGUACGGCUUAAGCAGUUGCUCCAAGAAGGGUUGAGCCCGCAACCAUUUCUCGAACAGAUUGGCAGCAAGAGUUCAAUUAGGGCCAUAUUGGCGCAUUCCGAUAUAAUUGGGGCCGAUAACAUUUGCAAAAUAUUUGAUUGCGAAGCCGUUGACCAGAGCUGUAUUCCCAAUGAGCUUGCAGAUGUUUAUAAAAACUAUAUAGAGACUCAGAACGCGGGCGAGGAACCAGAAGAUAGUGCCGAAAGGCUCCAAUCGGGACAAUAUGUAAACCCAAUGAAUGGUGCUUUGGCCGAGUUGGAUCCAGUUGACUCGUUUGGGUUGAAAGUGGUUAGGCAUUCGUUAUUGGGGUUGGAACCCGAGCCUCAACAUUCACAGAAAUUUGCACAAGCCCUUGAGGAAAUCAUUAGCAGUAUGGAUGAAGAGACAAAAAAGGAAAUCAGAUCGGGGAGUAUAAAUUAUUACAACAUUUACAAAAAAUUGCAAACCAAGGAACAACAAGAGCGAUUCAAUGAUGCUUUUGAAGUGUUCAACAUGGAGAGACAGCGACAGUUGGAGGUGCGAGGAAUAGAAGCCGCAAAGGAAAAGUGGAAGCACGAGUUUGAGGAGGCCAGGAAAAGAGGCGACUUGGGGUUGACCAAAGGCUUGAAUGCUUUUUGCUUUGAGUGGUAUGAGAAGUUGAUACCGUUGGUGCAACAAGAACAAGCACUUUGCAAAGCCUUGUUGAGUGGCGACCAAAGCAUAGACCAAGGAGACGCGAAUCUUUCCAAGGACCGGGCAUUUUACGCGCCCUUUUUGAUCAAGAUACCGGCUGAAAAAAUAGUCGUGGUUUCGCUCUUGGAGAUUUUGAAGAUCAACGCGACCCUGGGUUUGCUGGGCGGGUUGAAAAUCUCACAGACGAUAACGUCCAUCGGUUCGGCUGUUGAGUUUGAAUACAGGACAGCUCUUUUGGCAGAGCUAGAUAAGAAAAUGAACGUUAAAAAGAAAUUUGCUGGUGCCGACAAGUUGAAACUCAUGAUCAAGAAAUCACUAGCUGACGCGCAAUUGGAAGCCAAAGACUGGGACAAUUUCACGCGGGCCCGGGUGGGUGGAGUUAUGAUGUCACUUAUAAUGUCAGUUGCCAAAGUGCAAGUCAAGAGUUCCAGCAAAGACCCAGCGUUUGAAAAUAGCGUUCAGGACCAUCCUGCCUUUUAUUACGGCGUUCAGUUUGUCAAUGGUUUACGGUACGGGGUUAUAAAAGUUCAUAAUGAAAUCCAAAAGAUCUCCUCGAGGGUGUCGGCCCAGACUGUUCAACCGCAAUCGCUUCCCAUGAUAGUUAAACCGUGCGGCUGGAAUUCAUUUUAUGGUGGCGGGAACUUGUAUUCAAGGACGGGUUUAGUCAGAUUGAGAGACGCACCCGAGCUGGAAGCCUAUGUGAAAGAAGCUGCAAAGAGAGACAACUUGAAAGAAGUGUUCAACAGUUUGAACCAUUUGGGCAACACCGCUUGGACAAUAAACAAAAAAGUCUUUGACGUAAUACUGCAUUACUGGAAUUCAGGUGAGGAAUACUUGUCCAUCCCUGCGGUCCUGGAUACGGCUGCUUUUCCGGAGAAGCCUCCAGCUGGCACUGAUCCGUUACUUUUAUUUGAAUAUCAGAAAGCCAUGUACGCAGCAGCCAAGGAGUUUGCCGACAAGAGAUCGCAGCGGUGCGAUUACAAUUACAAAUUGGAGAUUGCCCGAGCAUUCAUUGGAGAGAAAUUGUACUUGCCUCAGAACUUGGACUUUAGGGGCAGAAGUUACCCAAUCACCCCGUUUCUUAACCACUUGGGCGGUGAUUUGACCAGAUCGUUGUUUCUAUUCUGGGAAGGUAAAGAAGUUGGCGCAAGGGGAUUAGAUUGGAUCAAGAUCCAAUUGGCCAACGUUUACGGUAUCGACAAGGCGCCCUUAUCGGAAAGAAUUCAAUUUGUAAAUGAUUCAUUACAAGAGGCAAUCAAAUCAGCCGAGGACCCCUAUAAGAACAAAUGGUGGACCAAGGCCGAGAAGCCAUGGCAAGCACUCAGUGUUUGUUUUGAGCUCGCGGAGGCCUACAGUUUGGACGACCCAACCAAAUUCAUUUCGCACUUGCCCAUCCACCAAGAUGGCACGUGCAACGGCCUUCAACACUAUGCUGCACUAGGCGGUGAUAUCGAAGGUGCCAACCAAGUCAAUUUGGCCCCGGCUGAUAAACCACAGGAUGUCUACUCGUUCGUUGCCAAGUUGGUCGAGGAGAGACUUGCGCGUGAGGCCGCUGAGGGCAAUGAGUUGGCCAAGUUGAUGCAGGGUAAGGUCAAGAGAAAAGUCGUUAAGCAAACGGUGAUGACCAACGUUUACGGCGUCACUUAUAUUGGGGCCGUGGCGCAGAUCAAGAAACAAAUCGAUGAUCUUUUCGAUAAUGAAAACCAGCAGUACCAAUGUGCGCAAUACUUGGCCACGCAAGUUUUCAAGUCGAUCCGGGAAUUGUUUGAAAAUGCACACUUGAUUCAAGACUGGCUAUCUGAAUCGGCCGCGCGUAUCACCAAGUCGGUGCCGUUAGAUUUCGGCGAAGUUGGCGACUUGGAAGAGGAAAUGAUGUCGCAAGCAGUCAUCUGGACCACACCAUUAGGGUUACCGUGUGUGCAACCGUACAGAAUCGAAAAGGGCAACAUGGUCAAGACCUCGGUGCAAGAAGUGUUUUUCAAUUGUCCCAGUGGAGCUUCGAAAGUCGACGCCCGGAAACAAAAAGCAGCAUUCCCACCCAAUUUCGUCCACUCGUUGGACGCAACUCACAUGUUGAUGACUGCCAAAGUAUGCGGUGAUGCCGGCAUGGCAUUUGCCGCUGUUCAUGACUCCUACUGGACCCACGCGGGUGACAUUGACCAGAUGAACGAGAUAUUGCGUGAACAGUUUGUCAAGUUGCACUCCACCGACUUGGUGCAGCUUUUACGAGACGAAUUUCUCGAGAGAUACGCCAACAAUCUACUUGUGACUGACAUGUUGGCUAGUCAUCCAGUAGCAAUGAAAAUAAAAAGCAUCAAAAAGGAAUGGGCUCGAGCUAUUGGACGAGCCGUCACUAUUAAAGAUGAGUUGUUCAUGGAGCGGAAAAGAUUGAACUUGUUGAAGUCUGAUGAUCCGAAACAAGUUGAACUUGGCCGAAACUUGGAAACUACAAUUAGCGUGGCGAAGGAGCACGCUAAGGAGAUCUAUGGGACGAAGAGAGGUAAGAACUCACUGUCAUAUAGCGUUUUGGUGCCUUUGCAAUUUCCCGAAGUGCCGCCAAAGGGUGGAUUUGAUGUGAACUUGAUCAAAAAGUCGCAAUACUUUUUCUCAUAG
Messenger RNA from Lodderomyces beijingensis, 3852 nucleotides. Lineage: Eukaryota; Fungi; Ascomycota; Pichiomycetes; Serinales; Debaryomycetaceae. The record is from the annotation of a GenBank genome assembly.